CACGUCGGAGUCCCCUGCGGCCACUCAUACUGUGGCGAAUGUUGCGUCCGUUGGAUGAAGCAGAACCCCGGCAGACAUCCAUCAUGCCCCACCUGUCGCGUCAAGCUAGCAAGGGACAUCCUCGUGGUCCCCAACUACUCCCUUCAACACACAAUCGAUAAGCAUGUCGCUGCGUUGGGUGCAACGGGCGUCGUGGACUGGCAACCUACGGGCACUCUAUACCAAGAACGGCAACAACGUCAA
Molecule: messenger RNA, 243 nt
Organism: Dichomitus squalens LYAD-421 SS1
Lineage: Eukaryota; Fungi; Basidiomycota; Agaricomycetes; Polyporales; Polyporaceae
Exons: 2
Molecular function (GO): metal ion binding
Source: RefSeq, a predicted model, not a curated record